Molecule: messenger RNA, 1391 nt
Organism: Paramisgurnus dabryanus
Lineage: Eukaryota; Metazoa; Chordata; Actinopteri; Cypriniformes; Cobitidae
Gene: coq2
Product: coenzyme Q2 4-hydroxybenzoate polyprenyltransferase
Biological process (GO): ubiquinone biosynthetic process
Cellular component (GO): mitochondrial inner membrane
Molecular function (GO): 4-hydroxybenzoate polyprenyltransferase activity
Source: RefSeq, a predicted model, not a curated record
ACAGGCGGAACCAUUCAGCAAAUUAUCAUUUCAAGGGGAACACAUAAUCGGUGAACACAACGUUCGGACUACUUGAAAGUGUUCAGCUGUUACAGUGAUGUUGAAUUGUUCCUCAUGAGGUCCCUCAUUUGCACAUGAAUGCAGGAGCACAAUGACGCCUUUCGCUCCUCUGCAGUCCUGACAUCUCUUACAAAGUUGAUCAUGACAGCCCAACCGACAAAAUGAUAUCCACCACGAGACUCCUGACACUGCUUAACCCACAUCCAGUUAAGAGGAGUUUACCACUGUUCUGCAGUGCUUACUUUUCAAAUCUCACAAGACACCAUGAGAACCUCAACAUAGCACUUUGUCAGUCCGGAUCCUCUUUUAACAAAGCCAGUGCUCACCUACAGGGUAUAUGGUCAUCCUCACUGGCUGGCAACAGAUCUUUCAGCCUCACACCUGCUGGGAUUGUAAAUGCAGCUCCAGCAUCCUUUCAGCCCUACCUCAGAUUAAUGAGAUUGGACAAACCUAUAGGAACUUGGUUGCUGUAUCUGCCUGGUACAUGGAGUAUUGGUUUGGCUGCAGACCCCGGAUGCCUCCCUGAUUUGCGCAUGCUGGCGCUGUUCGGUGUAGGAGCUUUGCUUAUGAGGGGAGCUGGUUGCACAAUCAAUGACAUGUGGGAUAAAGACUUCGAUAAAAAGGUAUCAAGGACCGCCACACGGCCCAUUGCGUCAGGGGAUGUCACGCAGUUUCAGGCUCUGGUUUUCCUCGGAGGUCAGCUGAGUUUAGCCCUGGGGGUCCUGCUCUGCCUGAAUUACUACAGCAUAGCCCUCGGUGCAGCCUCUUUGUCAUUGGUGGUCACCUACCCUCUCAUGAAGAGAAUCACAUACUGGCCUCAGCUUGUUCUAGGUCUUACUUUCAAUUGGGGUGCUCUGCUGGGCUGGGCUGCCGUGCAGGGAUCAUGUGACUGGUCUGUGUGUUUACCUCUGUAUUUCUCUGGUAUAAUGUGGACAUUGAUUUAUGACACCAUCUACGCCCAUCAGGACAAAGAUGACGAUUUUAAAGUGGGAGUGAAGUCGACAGCCCUUAGGUUCGGCCAGGACACCAAACUGUGGUUGAGUGGGUUUAGCGUUGCCAUGUUGUCUGGACUCACUCUUGCAGGAGUGAAUGCCGACCAGACGUUACCGUACUAUUGUACGUUGUCUGCGGUGGCCGCUCAUCUCGCGUAUCAGAUUUACACAGUGGACAUCAACAAACCGGAGGACUGCUGGAAAAAAUUCGCCUCCAACCGAAACCUCGGACUGCUUUUAUUCUUGGGAAUAGUGACUGGCGGUUUUUGGAAAAAGAGAAAGGAUGAUCAAUAUGAAAUACAGCUGAACUCCGUUUCAAAUAAAUAAUAAUAAAGUAUA